Messenger RNA from Helianthus annuus (common sunflower), 2412 nucleotides. RefSeq names its product sialidase. The coding region runs from base 658 to 2025 and encodes 455 amino acids. The record is from RefSeq and is a predicted model, not a curated record. NCBI's taxonomy places the organism in Eukaryota, Viridiplantae, Streptophyta, Magnoliopsida, Asterales, Asteraceae. The transcript has 2 exons.
UGUCCUGUUUAUAUCUCUCUUGUUUGGUUUAACAAGAAAGAGAAAGACUUAGUUCUCGGUCAUUGACUUGUUCUCCGGCGAAUUUCACCGACGGUGAUUACAGUUUUAAAGAUCGGACAGCUGACCGUCACCUGUGAUAAGAUUUCACCUUAUUCUUUCUUGUUUUUUUUUUGCAAAUUAUUAAUCCUCUGUGAUUCACAUUUUCAGGCUCCAUCAGAUCAGAUUCAAUAAUUACAUGGGGUUUUAUAUUUGUUUCUCCAAAUUAAAACCCUCAUUUCAAAUUUUUUGAUUUUUAAUCAGUUUUUUGUUGGCAUUAAUUGCUUGCAUGUUUAUUUAGGUUUUGAUUGUUAUGAAAUUGCCGUUUUUUUUUUAAUUUAACAAUUGUUUAUUAUUGAAUGAAUUGCACAUUUUAGGUGUUUGAGGAUUGUUUCAGUGAGAUUGGGGAUUAGGGUUCUUGAAUUGGAAUCUGAAUUGCAAUUGAUUUGAGUAUUUCUUAAAAUUAGGGUUUGGAAAAGUAGAAAAACAGGUUAAAGGGGGGGACUUUUUGGUGGUUGGGUGCAAGACCAUCAUCAAAAUAAUGGAGGUCAAAGUCGGGUUUCUAGUACACCGAAUAAGAACUUCAACUCGAUCUUAAACUCCGCUCACGUUCCAAACACAAUGCAUAACCUUCCUAGUACGCCAAAUAAGAACUUCAACCCGAUCUUAAACUCCGCUUACGUUCCAAACACAAAGCAUAAUCAUCCUACUACACCAAAUAAGAGCUUCAUCCCGAUCUUAAACUCCGCUCAUGUUCCAAACACAAUGCAUAACCUUCCUACUACACCAAAGAAGAACUUCAACCCGAUCUUAAACUCCGCUCACGUUCCAAACACAAAGCAUAACCUUCCUACUACACCAAAUAAGAACUUCAACCCGAUCUUAAACUCCGCUCACGUUCCAAACACAAUGCAUAACCUCGCUACUACACCAAAUAAGAACUUCAACCCGAUCUUAAAUUCCGCUCACGUUCCAAACACAAUGCAUAAUCUUCCUACUACACCAAAUAAGAACUUCAACCCGAUCGUAAACUCCACUCACGUUCCAAACACAAUGCAUAACCUUCCUAGUACGCCAAAUAAGAACUUCAACCCGAUCUUAAACUCGGCUCACGUUCCAAACACAAAGCAUAAUCUUCCUACUACACCAAAUAAGAGCUUCAUCCCGAUCUUAAACUCCACUCAUGUUCCAAACACAAUGCAUAACCUUCCUAGUACGCCAAAUAAGAACUUCAUCCCGAUCUUAAACUCAACUCCUGUUCCAAACACAAUGCAUAACCUUCCUAGUACGCCAAAUAAGAACUUCAACCCGAUCUUAAACUCGGUUCCUGUUCUAAACACAAUCCAUAACCUGAACCCUAACCAUGGUUCUAACCAAGCUUCACCGCCGGUCUCGUACUUCCCCUCGAAAGACCCUGCAAAUUGGGACUAUGGUCUUUUGGCAGCUAUAGUGAGGCCCAAAGCAAGCCCGAUAAGUGACCCGUUCAAAAAUCGACCACAAAGCAAUAGUGUUCAUGAUUUAAAUAAAACACCAGCUCAAAAUUCAUUUACUCAAGGUGGUUCUAUGCUUGGAAAUCAACCGUAUCCGACAUUCGGUCAGAAAGAUGGAUUUCCGGUCCCAUGCCGCUCCUGCUAUGACUUAAACUCGCCACCAAGAUCCGAACUCGAUGCAGUCUCGUCUAGGAUCACGGGCUCAUUGCCAUUUGCUCCAAUUACUCCCGAUACUCAACGAAAAGAUAGAGAUGAAAGUCAAAGAAUUGAAGAUGGUGAUAACCAUUGUAUCGGGGACUCGACGUCUUCAGCGGUUUCAACAACACAAAAAGAGCAUUUAGUUUGUGAGGAGGGUGACGAAUUAGGGAUCGACUUAAACAAGACACCGAAUCAAAAGACACCUGCAAGACGGAAAAAACACCGCCUGAAAGUGAUUCGAGAAGGGAAACCGCGUAAAAAGAAAGUAUGCGAGAAAAGUUCCGAAAGAAAUUGGUGUUGAAAAAAGCCCUAAUGGUAAACGAAAGUACGUGAGGAAGAAGGUUGUUGAUCAGUUGGAUAGUCAACCGAAAACUGAAGAGGUAAAAUCUUCAAAACCUAUUGUUGAAACUCCCACUAAAUCAUGUAGACGACAAUUGAACUUUGACUCGGAGCAUGUGGCGAUAGACGAUAGUCAAAAUAAAGAAACGCAGGGUAUUAAUUUAAAGAAUAAUCUCCCAAGAUAUAGAACAAGAAAGAAGAAUAAACAGCAUACUCGACCACCUUUGUUGUGUAAAUUUGUAUAUAGCUAAACUACUAAAGUAGUCUAAGUACGCGUAUAACAUAAGGGUGGCUAAACAUGAAAACUAAGUUCUUUAAAAUUGUGAAGUAAAAAUUAUAAUUUUAUAUA